CCUGUAGUGUGUCGGCGGCGGGGCGGCGUGCUCUCUCGUCCCGACGUGCCCCCAGAAGCCGGCGCGAUGCCCCAGAGCAGCGAGGAGCGGAGUGUGGAGCCGGAGCCGGCGCCGGUGGCCCCCACCGACGCCCGGCCGGCCCACAAAGUCGACUCUCUUGCCUCUCUCAGCUCGCUGGGCUCUCUGAGCUCCGCCUCGUCCGCUGGGUAUGGCCGUCAGCUGUCGCAGAUCUCGCUCUCCUCUGUCCUCUCCGAGUACGACGUCACCGGGCCUGGCUCGGCCGACUCAGAGGACGAGAGCUCGGACAGCGGCCUAGAGCUGGUGGCGCCCUCUGGACAGGCAGCGCCACUGAAGCGGGAGCGGUCGGAGCAGAGGGUGCUGCAGACGGGACUCGAGGGCACCGAAGAGACUGAGCAGAUUCCUGAAGUCUGGGAGGGACAGAAGGCGGAGAAGGGUGAAGUAAAUGAGGAAGAGAAGGAGUGGGACGAUGAGGAGAAGAAAAAUGAUGUUGGAGUGAAGGAGACUAUCGAUGAAAAGGCCGCGACCGCCGCCGACACCGAGCCUAUCCAGGCUGCUCCGACCCAGUCCAAGCGUCAGCUGCGCCAGUACAACCAGGAAACCUUCGAGCCGGCGCCGCGGCGGGUCGAGCUCCUGGUCAACCUGGCUAUCAACGUGCUCAAGGCCGUGGGAAACGUCAAAGAGUACAUCGCCCCUCCGAGUAACAUGGAGGCGGGCCGGGAGGACUACACCCCACUGUACAGGACGGACGACUUUGGCGGCUUCCACGCCCGGAACAUCUUCCGGCGGUGGCAGGACUGUUUCUGCAACCCCAUCGACUCGGCGGCAACCAACAUGGUAUCUCUGAUGGAGCGCCGCUUCGAAAACAAGCUCUCCUCGCGCUUCACACUAACUGGAGAAUCACACAGCUACAUCAACCUGGGUUCCUACAACUACCUGGGUUUCGGCGGCCUGGGACCGUGUGCUGACCAGGCCGAGACUGCCACCCUGCGGUACGGCGUGGGAUCCGCCGCCGCGCGACAGGAGGUCGGCACCCAGCGACUUCACAUGCAGCUGGAGACGCUGGUGGCUGAGUUCCUCGGCACUGAGGACGCCAUCACAUUCGGGAUGGGUUUCGCCACCAACUCGACCAACAUCCCGAGUCUGGUCGGGCCCGACUGCCUGGUGAUCAGUGACAAGAUGAAUCACGCUUCCAUCAUCCUCGGAAUGCGUCUGUCGGGAGCGAAGAUCCGCGUCUUCGCACACAAUGACAUGGCUGACCUGGAGAGGCAGCUCAUCACGGCACUGACCGAGGGCCGUCGCUGGCGCAAGGUUAUGAUCGUUGUGGAGGGUGUUUACAGCAUGGAGGGUUCCAUCGUCUUGCUGCCCGACGUCAUCCGGCUGAAGAAGAAGUAUGGGGCUUACCUGUACCUCGACGAAGCUCACAGCAUCGGAGCCGUAGGUGCCACGGGUCGAGGUGUGGUCGAAUACUACGGAUGUGAUCCGACCGAUGUAGAUAUCAUGAUGGGGACUUUCACCAAGAGUUUCGGCGCCGCUGGUGGCUACAUCGGCGGCAGCCGGGCGCUAGUUGACCACCUCCGUGCGCACAGUCAUUCUGCCGCCUACGCACUAGCCAUGCCUCCGUGCGUGGUUCAACAGGUCAUCGCCUCCAUGGAGAUCAUCCUUGGCCGUGACGGCACCGAUCUGGGCCGACGUAAGAUCGACACCCUGGCUCGCAACUCUCACUACUUCCGCCAGCGUCUACGUCAGAUGGGCUUCAUCGUUUACGGCAACGACGACUCCCCCGUGGUGCCGCUGAUGUCGUUCUUCGUCAGCAAGACGGCGGCGCUGUACCGUCGGCUGAAGGAGCACGGUGUGGCCACGGCUGUCAUCGCCUACCCGGCCACCAAGCUGACUGAGGCGCGAGCUAGGUUCUGUCUGUCGGCCUCGCACACCCGCCAGCAGCUCGACUAUGUGCUCAGCGUGGUGGACAAGGUUGGAGACGAGCUGGAGCUGAAGUACAGCCAGCAGCGUCCGCCUCCCGCCGAGGUAGUCUACUGAGGAGUUGGACACCCUCUCUGGUGGUUCACUGGGGUGGAGACUCUCCCUCUUCAGUAAUUCGCUGUGGUUGGGUCCUGAUCCCGCCUCAGUGGGCUACUGAGCGUGACGUCUGACCUCCUUCCCCUCCCUGGACGUCUACUGUUACAGACGAUAGGCACGACACAGAUACUGAGACAUGGAACUUCCCCACAUGUGCAUGAAGGAAAAUACAGUUCGAUAGGCGCU
Messenger RNA from Amphibalanus amphitrite, 2283 nucleotides. RefSeq names its product serine palmitoyltransferase 2-like. Gene Ontology annotation, cellular component: serine palmitoyltransferase complex. The record is from RefSeq and is a predicted model, not a curated record. The transcript is spliced from 5 exons. Bases 67 to 2058 code for a protein of 663 amino acids. Gene Ontology annotation, biological process: sphingosine biosynthetic process; ceramide biosynthetic process. NCBI's taxonomy places the organism in Eukaryota, Metazoa, Arthropoda, Thecostraca, Balanomorpha, Balanidae. Gene Ontology annotation, molecular function: serine C-palmitoyltransferase activity; pyridoxal phosphate binding.